Messenger RNA from Amphiprion ocellaris (clown anemonefish), 1662 nucleotides. Its product is annotated as proline-rich protein 36-like. NCBI's taxonomy places the organism in Eukaryota, Metazoa, Chordata, Actinopteri, Pomacentridae. The transcript has a single exon. The record is from RefSeq and is a predicted model, not a curated record. The annotation marks the transcript as partial.
CCACCAAAGCGGUCCCGCUGGCACAGUCUCGCCCUCACAGCCCCUUCUCCGCUGCCAGCCUCCUGCCCGACCGCCGGAGCGGUCCCGCCUCUGCCACUGGCCUCCUGCCAGACUGCCAGAGUGAUUCCACCUCUGCAGCUGGCCUCCUGCUCGACCGCCGGAGCGGUCCCGCCUCUGCCGCCAGCCUCCUAUCCGUCCGCUGGAGCAGUCCCACCUCUGCAGCUGGCCUCCUGCCCGACUGCCAGAGCGGUCCUGCCUCUGCAGCAAGCCUCCUGCCCAAGCGCCGGAGCAGUCCCACCUCUGCUGUCGGCCUCCUGCUCGACCGCCGGAACGGUCCCGCCUCUGCCGCCAGCCUCCUAUCCGAUCGCCGGAGUGGUCCUGCCUCUGCCGCCAGCCUCCUGCUCAACCGCCAAAGCGGUCCCGCUGGCACGGUCCCGCCUUCACGGCCCCUCCUCCGCUGCCAGCCUCCUGCCCAACUGCCAGAGCGGUCCCGCCUCUGCAGCUAGCCUCCUGCUCGACUGCCGAACCAGUCCGGCCUUCGCCGCUAGCCUCCUGCUCGACCGCCGGAGCGGUCCCGCUUCUGCCGCCAGCCUCCUAUCCAACCGCCGGAGUGGUCCCACCUUCGCCAUUGGCCUCCUGCCUGACCACCAAAUUGGUCCCGCUGGCACGGUCCCACCUUCACAGCCCCUCCUCCCCUGCCAGCCGACUGCCAGAGCGGUCCCGCCUCUGCAGCUAGCCUCCUGCUCGACCGCCGGAGCGGUCCCACCUCUGCCGCCGGCCUCAUAUCCGACCGCCAGAGCGGUCCCGCCUCUGCCGUCGGCCUCCUGCCCGACCGCCGGAGCAGUCCCGCCUCUGCCGCCGGCCUCCUGCCCAACUGCCAAAGCGAUUCCACCUCUGCAGCUAGCCUCCUGCCUGACCGCCGGAGCGGUCCCGCCUCUGCAGCUGGCCUCCUGCUCGACCGCCAGGGCAGUCCCACCUCUGCCGCCGGCCUCAUAUCCGACCGCCAGAGCAGUCCCGCCUCUGCCGUCGGCCUCCUGCCCGACCGCCGGAGCGGUCCCGCCUCUGCCGCCGGCCUCCUGCCCAACUGCCAAAGCGAUUCUGCCUCUGCAGCUAGCCUCCUGCCUGACCGCCGGAGCGGUCCCGCCUCUGCAGCUGGCCUCUUGCUCGACUGCCAGAGCGGUCCUGCCUCUCCCUCUGGCCUCCUGCCCGACUGCCAGAGCAGUCCCGCCUCUGCAGCUAGCCUCCUGCCUGACCGCUGGAGCAGUCCCGCCUUUGCAGCUAGCCUCCCACCUGACCGCCAGAGUGGUCCCGCCUCUGUUGUCGGCCUCCUUCCGACCGCCAGAGCAGUCCCGCCUCUGCAGCUAGCCUCCUGCCAACUGCUGGAGUGGUCCCGCCUCUGCAGCUAGCCUCCUGCUCAACUGCUGGGGCGGUCCCGCUUCUGCCACCGGGCUCCUAUCCGAUCGCCGGAGCCGGUACUGCCUCUGCCGCCGGCCUCCUGCUCAACCGCCAAAGCGGUCCCGCUGGCAUGGUCCCGCCUUCACAGCCCCUCCUCCACUGCCAGUCUCCUGCCCGAAGGCCGAACCAGUCCCACCUUCGCCGCUAGCCUCCUGCCCGACGCCGGAGCGGUCUCGCCUCUGCCGCCGGCCUCCUAGCCAUCCGCCG